Molecule: messenger RNA, 1196 nt
Organism: Bombyx mandarina (wild silkworm)
Lineage: Eukaryota; Metazoa; Arthropoda; Insecta; Lepidoptera; Bombycidae
Gene: Hmga
Product: high mobility group protein A
Molecular function (GO): DNA binding
Source: RefSeq, a predicted model, not a curated record
UGCUAAAGGCGCCCUCUAUACAGACGCCGCUCAGUGUUGUUUUCCAGACCUCCCGCAACCCGCUCUGCUGGUCUCGCGGCCCGCCAUAAAUUCUCACGGCAAUAGCGGCAUCGCUUGCUGUAAACAAGUUUUAGCUAAAUACCUACAUUAUAAAUUAUUUAGUAAACUAUGUCUGACGACGGUUCAACAGUUGUUGAAAAGAAAGGACGCGGUAGACCAAAAGCCAAUGGAACACAACCUGAGUCGAAAGAACUUAAAAAACGAGGUCGGCCUCCAGCUGCCACCAGAACAAAAGAUUCUGCUAAGUCUUCUGAUGAUGAGCAAGCACCAGUAGCUAAACGAGGUAGAGGCAGACCAAAAGGUUCCAAGAAAAAGGCGGGAGUCAAGGGCAAGGGUGAAGGUAGAGGCCGUGGACGGCCACGCAAAGAUGCACCACCUCCAAAAAAAGAUGCUGCUUCUACUGAGGAAGAACAGGACGAGGAUGAAGAAGAUGAAGGAUCUGAAGACCAAUAAAUACUUGUGGGUCUAAAAAUCUUAGUGUAAUUGUUCUCUGUGAUAAUUCAGUAUGUGUACUGUGAAAAUAAACUUUUGUUUCUCAUUAAUGGUUUCAAAAUGAAAAUAUUUGGUCAACUCUCAUGUUUCAAGUAACCUACUGAAUUAUCGUUAUAGCACAACAUUCUCAAUUGAGAUUAUCAGCCCAAAGUAUUCAUGUAAGAAAGGUUUGUUUUAAGAAAUGAUUUAAUUUUUAAUGAUCAUUAGUGCAUUAAAAUGUAAUGUAUGAACUAUGGUAGCUAUAUCUUACAUGAGUAAUUUUGGGAGGAUUCAGCUCUCGUCAACGUACAACUUUAAGAAAUAAUUAUAAGAUCUUUCUUGUAGAUUCUAUACAAAUAGGUAUUUUGUAAUUUCUUGAUUUAUAAGAUAGAUUUUUAGAUUUAUAACUUUUGACAUACAUAUGUCAAGUAUUAUUUUCUUUAAUAACGAAUAUUAUGUUUACUUUAAAUUUAAAUUUUAUUUUCCUAUUGAGUAAUAUGUAAAAAAUUGUAUCAUCUCCAGUUUGAUAAAAUCAUGUGGUAGUUUAGUAUUACAUUAAUUUUACAUCUUUGCUGACUGAACAAGUAUUAUUUCUGAUGACAAUUUUAAUAGUAUAUAUGUCUGUGAAUGUACAAUUUUAGAACAAAAUAAAAUAAAAAUCUUAU